GCCCGGAGGAUAUCCACUUAGGAGAAGUGGUGGAGGACGCAGAGGGCAAGCGUUUUGUAGUGAACGAAAUGGUGAAUGAAGUAAAAGAGCAGUUUUUGAAGGAAAGGACCAUCAUAGUCAUUUUCCAGGGGGAAGCCAGAAAUUUUGUGAGAUAUGUCAAAGAGGAUCUAAUCCGGGCCUUCGAGGAUGGGUGGACAGCCCGACGUCUGUUCCACCCUGAAGCCAGAAGGGGGAGGGUCAAAUUUGAAGGCCCUAACGUAGCCUCCUACGUAGCCAAGGCGAAGGAGAUUGCCGAGUGGCUGUUACAUCAAGGUGAAAUGAGGAUCAAACUGGAGCAGAAGGAGUACCUGAUGCUAUUCAAGCCGAGACUCUCUAAGCAAGAGCUACAAGACGUGCGUAUCCACGAAGCAGAGUCCAAGUUCUGGAUCAUGGCAUUAAGGGUUCCACUUGAAGCCUACUACUACCCGAGGAGUGCCAUCAAGGGGGUGUUCGGGGAGGUUCUCAACCCAGAGUACGAUCGAGACCGUCCCAAGCUGAUGAACGUCAAGUUCGAUAUGUCGUCGGAGUCUCGGUCUCGGAUUGAUGACGAAUUGGUGAUUCAAUCCCCACAUGGGGAACGCUGGACGGUGAAAAUUGUAUCUCGGUCUCGGAUUGAUGACGAAUUGGUGAUUCAAUCCCCACAUGGGGAACGCUGGACGGUGAAAAUUGUAUCUCCUUACACCGACUGGUGUCGUCGGUGUAAAUGGUACUAUCAUACGGAACAAAACUGUCCCCGCCGUCAGAGAGAAAAAGGUCGGAGACUCAAUGGGGAAAGACAAGGGGGCCACAAGGCUCGAUACCGGGAGUUCGUUUCAAACCAUGAGAGGACGGAAGGCCCAGCAAGGGAAGAUGUGAGAGUAAGAGGUACAGACGGCCAAGCGCAGAGGCCUUCGGAGCAGCCGGCACUCACAUCACACCAGGCGCACUCACAUCACCAAGACAGCCAGCCCAACUAUAGAGCAGCGGGUCCAAGCCUACACCGCCAAGAACCGAGUGCAGUGUACCAGGGGGCUUGCCCAAGAGCCCCAGGUGUCGAACUGCAAGGCGUCUACCAACAGAGCUUCCAAGAAAUUUGGCCAAAUGGUGCUGGUCAGCAGGAGUUAGCAGGCCAAGACCCACCUCAGAGAUGGGGAACUGAGAAAGCUUGGAACGAGGACAAUGGCAAAGCAGUCGGAAUAUCACUCAUCCCACCAUGGCAACCCAGGGAGGACUGGCAAGGAGGGUAUGGGACUUUGCCACACGGCGAGACCCCGAUGGAAAGAGGAGCCCUCAGCAACCUUCCUCAUCCGACGUGGCAGGAACAGUAUGCACAACACGAGCUGCAGGAGGAAGGCUUUUUCUAUCAACAGCAGCACCAAGGCUGGAUCCAAAGCCCAGGCCAGAACCUGGGGCACGGGGUUGUAGAUCACCCCCGCCCCAGGUAUCCCUCGCAGUCAUAUGACUGGAGGCGCCUGGCCCCCAAGGAGCUGGACAGGAGCCAGCACCAGCACCAUCAGGAUCUUCCCAGAUGGGACAGUGGGGCCCCAUUCCUCCGACGGCGUCAGAGAAGUAACACGUCAAGAUGGGACCUUGGAAGAGACAACACGUGGAGUCGCCGAGGGGAGGCUUUGGAGACGUGGAGUCAGGGCCAAUCACGACAGUUCCCCACGCUAAGAGAAGAGGUGGAGAUCGGGGAUAAAGAAGGGGUCGGGGAAGGGCAUGGUCCAGAGAUCUUCAGGCCAGGCAAAACCAAGCUGCAGGAAGAACUAUUGAAAACGUUUGUUACCUCACACUCUAGAGUAAGAUGGGGUAGUGCUUGUGAGGAAGAGGACGAAGGGGCACCACAAAAAUCUGAGGGGUCAUCCUUAGAAAGCUCGGCAGGAUCAGGGUCCAAACGAGCAGCGGACACCAGGAAGGUAGUAGUGAAAGAUCGCAAAGCGGACGCAAUAGGCAGGAACCAAAUGGAAACAUUUCAGAGGAGAUUAGUACCCCUGCUGUGUACACACACAGAUAGGGGCGUGUUCUUCCUCACGACAACAGAUGGGGAGGGCCAACCACUGCUGCCCUCUGCAGAUGUGGACUGCUCUCCUACCCCGUCCAAGAUCUUGGAGGUAUGGGCUCCGGCGCAAGGCUCUAGAGGAGGAGUGUGCAUCCUACUUCAUCGCGACCUCCAGGCGACCGUGGUGGAUUUAGAAGUGGACAUAUGGGGCAAAUGGGCAUGGAUGAAGGUUGAGGUGGGGAAUGAGGAGUGGGCUUUUAUGACGGUAUACUAUGCACCAACAGAAGUAGGCGAAAAAGCAAAGUUUUUCACAAGACUAGUCCUACACAUUCCGAAGGCGGAAAGACUGGUGAUGGGCGAGGACUGGAAUGUGUCAUUGGAUGAAGCUCAGCGCCUAGGGUUAGCCCAAGCAGACAAAAGAGAUGUCAGAUCUUUGCUGGACCUAUACACGGAUCUGUCACUAGUGGACCCUUUCCCCCCGCUGAACCCGGGGGACCCUGGGUACACAUGGUUUUCACACUUGCACUGGGACCGACAGGAGGUAACACGAAGGUGUCUGGACUAUUUCCUAAUCGGUGAACAACUCCAAAAUCAAGUCACAGCAGUCAGACACGUGAGUCACCCGCUGUCGGACUCGGACCACAAGCAAGUGAUCUCAGAUAUCCGUCUCAAUCUCGCCAUGACUAGAGGGCGCGGCUUCUUUCGCCUCAACAACCAAGUCUUGGAGGAACCAGGGGUGGCAGACUGGGUAGCAGGACAUAUGGCAGGCUGGGAGAGCGCAAGACAACACUUCGACUCCACAGCGGAGUGGCUGGACGGCGGCAUCGCAAUCACCUCAGGGGUAUUGGAUGUCAUAUCACGGAUCUUAGCAAGGGAAAGGAAUAAAAGGGAGGGGGAUUGCAGAAAGAGGGUGGAGGAAGCAGAAGAGCGCAUGGAAGGUCAUCCGAUCUCAGCGAUGAUGUGGGCCUCAGAGAGGCAAAGACGGAUGAGGGAGUGGGACAGCAUUCAAGAGGAUAAACAGAAGAGGUGGACAAAAAUUCUGAAGAUAAAGGGAAUUGAGACAGGUGACAAAAUGACCAAGGAGACGUUCCAAAGAUUACAGCCAAGAUGGGCCCAACAUCAAAUGGUGGAAAUAAGACAUCCUUUUGAUGCCGCCUCCCCUCCAGCAUGCACAGCUCCAGGCAUGCUCCAGCACGCUAGACUAUACUACGAGGACGUACUAUCCACCAAAAGACCAGAUGAGGAUGUGAACACAGACCUCUCAAGAGAAUCAGACGUGUGGGAGGACACAAUGACGAAGUUGCGGGUCAUGGAGAGACUAGACCUGGACCGGUCAUUUGCAUUAGAAGAGUUAACACAAACUGUCAAAACAAUGGCCAAGGGGAAAUCCCCUGGGGUGGACGGAUUGACAGUGGAGUUCUACGUUGCCAACUGGGCGAUCUUCGGACCCCGGCUAAUGGAGCUUUACAACGAGGUUCUGGUGGGAGGCAGGCUUGGGAAAGGCAGUUUGGAGCGGGAAGGCUGGCAUCUUCGUCAGGAAGCACUGGAGUGGUUGAUUGAUGAAGCAGGGACUGCAUCCUUGGAUGCUGUGCGGGCAUGUGCAAAAAACCGUGAUUUCAAGGAAAUAGGCGACAGGAUUCUCCCUGCCGAUGUUAAUCGGACGCCCAGCAAGCUACUCAAGGGACGGAUGAUCUUGCAGGUAGUGUCAAUAAAAAACAUCAGCCAGCCUAGCAGAGUAUCAGGGAGCUCAGGAGGUCGCUAUCCCCGCCUGCUUCAUGUCCGCAUGACAGACGGUCACAACGUGGCAGUUGGGGUUGAGUUCCACCCAAUUCCAUAUCUGUCGGAAGAUAUUGCACCAGGAACGAAGAUUUUGCUGACAGAUGCUCCUGUUCGGACGGGCACAAUUUUACUUGACUCAAGAAAUGCUCGGCUCGUUGGGGGCAGGGUAGAGUCUUUGUUUCAGGGAUGGGAGAUGGAGAGGAAGUUGGCGCAUCUCUCUCGGCUCUCCUUGGGGGCAGCUGAUGCGCCUCAACCCCCCCGUUUUGAGGGGUUGAAUAUCAAUGAGAGUCAGAGAGAUUCGUCGUCAAGGCAAGGAGGAGGAGGUCGGGAUCUGAACUCUCGACCGAUGGAUCGCGGGACGAUCACCGGCGCGGUUGGUUCACAAACACAAACACAAAACGAAAAUGUGCGGGUCGGUGGAGGGCGAGGUGCUCUGAUGGAUAUCGAAGACAUGGGCCCUGCAGUCGUCGCUGCAUCUACAGCGCCUCAUUUGAAACAGAGUGCGACUGCCCAAAGUCGGCAGCAGCACGUUGUUGGCCCCCGCGACGAACUACCGGUAGCUGAUGAGCAGAGAAGGGGGUUGGCGCCCGUCAGGGUUCGACCAGGUGCAGAGUUGUACCAGGCACGGAAGAUGCAAGAUCGGCCAAGUGGUGCUUCCAGGCCUGUCGUGGGAAGGGGUGAGGCCAGCUUAGGUUUAUUAGGUUCAUCUGCUGCGGGCUCCAUCGGAGGGGUUGGUAGUGGAGAGAGGGGGGUUGAGACUGCAAGCACCUCUGCUGCUGCUGCAGAUAGGGUUGAUGAUGAAGUAGAUAAGGUGGGGAAGCUGGGCGUGAAGGGCAGCGACGAGAAAGAGGUGAGAUCACUGGGGGGCAGGCCGGAGGAUGGCGCGGAGGAUGCUGGGCCCAGGGAAGGGGACAAAGGAGGAGGACCCCUUACACUCGAAGAAAAACGCGAACGGGCAGUCCGGGCAGCGGCGGCGAGCAUGGGCGCCGAGCCUUCGGUUGUGCACAAUAGAGCGGCGUCUCUGAAACUGUUGGAAAGGAGGAGGAGCCCACGGAGGGGUCGAGGUGGAGGAAGAGGUGAUCAGGAGGGGGGUAGAAUGGGGAGAGGAGGCGGGAGACGAGGACGCAGAUUUGGCCGUGGCGAGGAUGAUGACGAUGACCAAGGGGCAAUGACAUUAGACGAGUGGGAGGCAAAGAAAAAGAGUCAGAACAUGCAGUUAAAGAAUCCUGCGCCAAACGUGAUGUCGGAUGAGCAGCUGGCUCGACGGCUGCAAGCACAGCUGCAGAUGGAAGACAUGGGCAUGGGAGUGGGUAAUGCUCGGCAGCCGCAAAUGACUGAAGCUCAGGCUUUGCACCUUAGCAUGUUCAACUUCCGGAGAGAAGAGGAGGUUGAUAGCAUGGACAGAGGGAGGGGGGGAAGACGAGGAGGACGAGGGCGGGGGGGAGGUAGAGGCAGGGGUGGCAGGGACCAUAUGGGUGGCGGGCGAGGUCGCGGGCGAUGAAGCUGUCUGGAUAGAUAGGUGCUUAGGUGACCUAAAUAGUCGGUUAUGCACGUAGUAAGAAUGGAAAAUGCCAUGCAACUUAUCCCAACCCAUACACAGAGGGGUGCCUUGUUUUAUGAGUGCCACCUUGGCAGGAUCGAGGAAAAGCGGACCCGCCAAACUCGUUGUCCCUCCCAGUUCAUCGGCGCAUCGCGUUGUCGGUCGUAUCGAUGAUCCAUAGCAGGUACCAGAUCCAGGUCCCAGGUUUUUUUUUUUUUUCUGCUGCGAAGUUUUGCAACCAUUCAUUCUUGCUGGUCUGUCCGCUUGUUGAUGAAUGCCAGUCAACGGCUCGGGGGGGGGGGCAUUUUGAUUUGUUUGUGAGAUAUUUGUUCCCAUCAGUGUCAUUGGCAUCUAUCAGUGGGGUGGUUGGAGAGACCCUGUCAAUUGCAGAGACCACGGAAAAUGUAUCGCACUUUUCGAGUUCUCUUUUGCAAAUCUCCAGGGUCGUACUACCAGUUCCCGCCACGGUUUCACCCUCCCCCUCCUCCCAAACAAAAUCAGUCUGGAACG
Chara braunii is the source of this 5846-nucleotide messenger RNA. NCBI's taxonomy places the organism in Eukaryota, Viridiplantae, Streptophyta, Charophyceae, Charales, Characeae. The record is from the annotation of a GenBank genome assembly.